CCUGGUGAGGAGGGGGGUGGGGGGCAGUCAUUCGGUCUCGGAGGCUCGGAGCUGCAGGAUCGAUCGGACUUUUCACCAUCGGAUUUUUGUCUUCCCGGGAAACAUCCACCUUUUACCGCAGAGACGUGGAGGCUCGGACGCUGCGGGAAGGAGCCCUUUUCCCGCUGAAGUGUUGGAAAGUUGCAGCAUCGAAGAGUCCAUGGAUGGAAUAGUCAUCGAGUACUGAUACUCGCAGUACUAGUACUAGUUAACUAGUAAUAGUACUAGUUGUAGUACUACCUCUACAUUCUGCACCUCCGGCCGCUCUUUGUGCGCAGCAAGGAGGCGGCGAUGGCGCUCGUGCUUGCGGGGAUUUACGUGCUCUUCUCGGCGCUGCGCUUCCAAGACGUCAGCGCUCAGAUGGUGCAGAUGGACUCGGGGAAGUCGGGCUUCGUGGGCUCUCAGGUGGAACUUCGCUGCAUCUUCAUCAACAGCAACCCGCCAGUGAAGAUCUCGCAGGUGACCUGGCAGAAGCUGCUGAAUGGAAGCAAGCAGAACGUGGCCAUCGCCAACCCUGCCCUGGGCGUGUCCGUCCUGCCGCCCUUCAAAGAGCGCGUCAGCUUCAAGCAAGCGGCGGUCCGUCACCGCACGCCGUCGCUGGAGGACACCACCAUCUUCUUCAACAACCUGCAGUUGUACGACGAGGCAGCCUACAUCUGCGAGUACACCACCUUUCCUGCUGGCAACCGCGAGAACAUGGUCAACCUUACCGUCUUUGCUCGCCCCAUGACCCGCAUGACUCUGACUACGCCCACCAUCGUGGCCCGGCCCCAGCGCCGCAAGAUGACGGUGGCCACCUGCGUGUCGGCCAACGGAAAGCCCCCCAGCGUCAUCAAGUGGGACACCCGGCUGAAGGGCGAGGCCACCUUCCAGGAGACCCGCAACCAGAACGGCACAGUGACGGUGCGCAGCAACUACGUGUUGUUGCCUGGCAGGGAGACGCACAAGCAGAAGCUGACGUGCAUCGUGACGUACCGGAAUGAGAGGUUCUCCGAUAGCGUGGUGCUCAACGUGCAGCACGAACCCCAGGUGAAGAUUGAAGGCUUUGACAGCAACUGGUAUCUAAACCGUCAGAACGUGCAGCUCACCUGCCAGGCCGACGCCAACCCUCCUGUCACCGUCUACCAGUGGAAACUCUUGAACGGCUCUCUGCCGAGCAACGUGGAGAUCAGGAACAACAGUUUGUUCUUCAAAGGCCCCGUGACCUACGACCUGGCCGGCACGUACGUGUGCCACGCUACCAACGGCAUCGGCACGCGCACUAGCAUGGUGGACGUCAACAUCACAGAGAAGCCCAUGGCACGCGGUCCCCCGGGUGGCGUUAUCGGCAUCCUCGGAGGCAUCGUGGCCAUCGGCCUCAUCAUCGGCGUGGCCGUUACCGUGGUGAUGGUCCAUCGGCGCCAGCAGAAGACCCGCACGGAGACAGAUAAUGACCUGACCGACCUCCCGCCCGCUCACAAGCCUGCCCCUCCCCCGCCCAAGAAGAAGAACAGCGACAUGAAGGGACACCUGACUUCUGAUGACAUCCAGGUGGUCCAUUUGGACAAAGAGCAGGAGAUACACAAGUUGCCCCUCCAGCCUCCUUAUUACGACAUCGCGCCCUCUGAGUCCACCGCCUUCACCGAUAAGUCGGACUCUGGGAAUCAUCCGGAAGAGCCGCUGAACCCCGCCGAGUACAUGAGCCACCAGCGCGACAUGGAUCACCUGCCUGAGUCUCCGCCCCCCCAAGCUCACCUGCCCGUCACCUUCCUGCCUCAGCACGCCUACGCCCAGCCCCCCUCCAACGAGCCCAUGUACUCCAACACCAGCUUCUCCACACCCGGCCCGCGACCCCCCUUCCCCAAGGAGCAGUCUGUGUGACUCUCGGCUACGGAGCGGCAUUUACCGGAGGCUACACCCCUGCAGCUAAACAGCCCCGCCCCUAAUCUGUUCCCAUCCGGUUUACAGGGUAAAACACAUAUGAGCCGCCUCCUUUUUGUGUCAUGCACUGCCGCUAAGACCCCGCCCACCUUGUGCCCCGCCCAAUUGGUGUGUUUUUCUACUUCCUGUGUCCGUCUUUGUUAACACUGUUACUGACCAAUUUACUGAGCUGCCUGAGUCACCGAGUUUGCAUGAAAAAUAUCUGAAUAUUUUUCAACUGUGUUUCUUUUUCAGAACUGAAAGUGUUUAACUCGUAGUUGUGAAUCUCUUUACCGCUUGUUUAGCCAGAACUACAUCAACAUGUAUUUGAUGCCGGUAUUUCAAGUACUUUCCCGAGUACUUUUGACGAUAUACUUUGAGUGCACACACCUUGUUAUAUUUCAACAUUUUUGUGACGAUCCAAAGUGGUAAAAGUUUACGACUUUCCGUGAGUUCAGUAAAUCGGACAGCACGCUUCCUUCCUUUCCUCGCUAGCCGGUCGUCACUCUACGUUCACUUUCUUUCUGUGAGUGUCGAUCAGAACAUGGCUGUUUCCUGCAAGUCCAGUGUUUGUUGCCACGUGUUGUAGUGAUAUUUGAAGAAAUUUUAAUCACCAUGAAGUAAAAAAGAGUCAUGAAGAUGAAUACAUGCUAGUUUGCUGUUUUGAUGGACGUUUCAGCUUGUUAGAAGUGAAUGUUGGCACAAUUAGGUUCCGGUAAACACACACACACACACACCACACACACAUGCACACACACACGAUUAUGAGGAAAAAAGGGCUGCUAAAAAUGCUACUGCUAAAGUCACAGUGAUACCAAAAAUAGUUGCUAACAUUUGUCUUAAUAGCGAACAAUCAGAAACUUUACGUCCAUUCAGCUCACGUUCUUUGAGUUAGAAUUUUAAGAACGGCACUUUAAAAUGACACAAUGCACUUCCAGCUUAAAGGGGAACUGCACUUGUUGGGGGGAAUGUUGCCUAUCCUUCACAAUCUCAAUGAGAAACAAGAAGACAGAUGUUUUUUUGUUUUUUUUUAGGCAAGCUAACUCAUAAGUAGAAGUCCACAUACAAUGGCGCCAAUGAGAGGUCCUCUAUUCCAUACAUAAAGUCCUUUCAUAACCAUCUAAAAAAAAACUACCAACAAUACUCCGUUUACAUUGUGGAUUGAAUUUUGACCAAGUAUUAGCGGUAUUGUUGUUAUAAUCAGAGCUCGUUGAAGUUUAUUCUAGAUCACAAACCCUUACCUGGAUAGUAGAAGGAUGAGGACGUAUUCCAACAACUUGGUCAACCUUGGUAUCCAAUUUAGACCCGGGAAAGAUGGCGGGAAAGACAGAAAAAUACGCUUGGUUCCACUCUCAUAUUUUCUUUGUGAGGAUGAUGAUUAAUUGUUGAUGUAAAGGGGAAGAUAUAAACAUCCCAUCAGUCUUCAUCCCAGUGAGAGCAGACAUUGUACAGUUAGUGAUUGUUUUAUUACGUGUGUUGUCUCUCAUCAAGUCGGCCGUGAUUAGUCGUGUUGUUGUUGAAGGGAAAGUGAACGUUGUGAUGCGUCUGUGAAAUGAAUACUUAAACUGAUGAAAAUAUCUAAAUAUUACAUGUUAUUAUGAAUGUUACUACAUUACAUAUAUACUUACAUCAUAUAUAUAUUACAUGUUAUUAUGAAUGCUACUACAUCACAUAUAUACUUACAGUGUGUAUAUAAAACUUUGGUGGAGGUUUUUGGAUGUUUUUUAGAUCGACUCUGAUUGGCUGCAUUAUCAGCUUUUUUAUACUGGUUAGAAAGAAAAAACAAACAUCUGUGUUCUUGUCUUCUGUGGAUGAUAGACACGAUUCCAGAAAAGAUGCAGUUUCCCUUUAAAGGUGUGAGCGUGUCCUUUUAAGCUGUUAGUUUAAGUAAGUUAGUUUUUAACGACACAAGUGGAGGGAGCGAUUAUUUCCAACUUCUCAUUUCGAACAAAGCGUCUAAUGAGGUACAGUUCUAGGGGCAGAGCUAAAGACUAAACCAGACCACUUCUUAGUGGAAAGGCGUUUAUUUGUUUUGAAUAUGAACUGAAGAGAAAGCACUUGACUAAUGUUAUUUUCAUUGUUAAAUGGAGAACAUACAUAAGCUAGCACACACACACACACACACACACACACACACACACAAAAGACAAAGCGCUGGCCACAACUGUGCGUCACAUUUUGUGUAUUUCUUGCCCUGACAGAUGUUCAUGCAUGGGAAAACAAUGUUUGUGUUUGUGCUUCUGUGAAACAAUCCACUUAUUGAAAGUCAACUCUUCUACAGCUUCCUUCCUCAUUUAGUUGACUCCACGCCAAGGAGUUCAUUAGCGUAGCACUGAAACACAACUUUGUCUUGAUGUGACACAACGACCAUGCUUCUCAUGAAAUAGUCUAUGCACGUUUGAGUCGUUAAGGUUUAGUCAUAACGACCAUGCUUCUGAUGAAAUAGUCUACGUACGUGUGAGUCAUUAAGGUUUAAGAAUGUGAGCCGUUAAGGCUUAGUCAUAACGACCAUGCUUCUCAUGAAAUAGUCUACGUACAUUUGAGUCGUUAAGAUUUAAGAAUGUGAGUCGUUAAGAUUUAGUCAUAAUGACCAUGCUUCUGAUUAAAUAGUCUACGUACGUGUGAGUCAUUAAUGACCAUCCUUCUGAUGAAAUAGUCUACGCACGUUUGAGUCGUUAAGGUUUAGUCAUAAUGACCAUGCUUCUCAUGAAAUAGUCUACGUACAUUUGAGUCAUUAAGGUUUAGUCAUAACGACCAUGCUUCUGAUGAAAUAGUCUACGUACGUUUGAGUCGUUAAGGUUUAAUAAUAUGAGUCGUUAAGGUUUAGUCAUAAUGACCAUGCUUCUGAUGAAAUAGUCUACACACGUGCGAGUCGUUAAGGUUUAAGAAUGUGAGUCGUUAAGGCUUAGUCAUAACGACCAUGCUUCUGAUGAAAUAGUCUACACACGUGUGAGUCGUUAAGGUUUAAGAAUGUGAGUCGUUAAGGCUUAGUCAUAACGACCAUGCUUCUGAUGAAAUAGUCUACACACGUGUGAGUCGUUAAGGUUUAAGAAUGUGAGUCGUUAAGGCUUAGUCAUAACGACCAUGCUUCUGAUGAAAUAGUCUACGCAUGUUUGAGUCGUUAAGGUUUAGUCUUAACGACCAUGCUUCUCAUGAAAUAGUCUACGUACAUUUGAGUCAUUAAGGUUUAGUCAUAACGACCAUGCUUCUGAUGAAAUAGUCUACGUACGUUUGAGUCGUUAAGGUUUAAUAAUAUGAGUCGUUAAGGUUUAGUCAUAAUGACCAUGCUUCUGAUGAAAUAGUCUACGUACGUUUGAGUCGUUAAGGUUUAAUAAUAUGAGUCGUUAAGGUUUAGUCAUAAUGACCAUGCUUCUGAUGAAAUAGUCUACACACGUGUGAGUCGUUAAGGUUUAAGAAUGUGAGUCGUUAAGGUUUAAGAACGCUUCAAAUGCUUUUGAAGUCAUUUUGUCAAAGGUGUCAAAUCUCAUGUUCACUUCCUAAAAUGGUUGCCACGUUGCGUUCUCGCCUCCUUUGGGUUUCCGUAACAGCUUGACUUGUAUUUUCUCAGUGUUUCAUUUAUUCAUAGCUGGUGUUGUCGUCCUUUGAGUAGCUUCCUGCAGAAUGAUGGCGUCACGUGAAUUACAAAUAAUCACCUUUUGUGCGUUUUUUUAAUCAUCUGUGUAAAUAUGUGGUGUGUGGAAAACAAGUUGAACAUUAAAGCUCACAAGAUGCU
Molecule: messenger RNA, 5671 nt
Organism: Entelurus aequoreus (snake pipefish)
Lineage: Eukaryota; Metazoa; Chordata; Actinopteri; Syngnathiformes; Syngnathidae
Gene: nectin1b
Product: nectin cell adhesion molecule 1b
Exons: 9
Coding region: 331-1899 (522 amino acids)
Biological process (GO): heterophilic cell-cell adhesion; protein localization to cell junction; homophilic cell-cell adhesion
Cellular component (GO): adherens junction
Source: RefSeq, a predicted model, not a curated record